Molecule: messenger RNA, 1647 nt
Organism: Umbelopsis ramanniana AG
Lineage: Eukaryota; Fungi; Mucoromycota; Umbelopsidomycetes; Umbelopsidales; Umbelopsidaceae
Exons: 8
Coding region: 202-1575 (457 amino acids)
Biological process (GO): regulation of transcription by RNA polymerase II
Cellular component (GO): nucleus; SWI/SNF complex
Source: RefSeq, a predicted model, not a curated record
CCUUAAAGUGUAUCACUGGUAAGCUGGGACAUUCAAGGAAGCUGCUCCACCCGAACAAAAGGAUGGAAAAUGAGUGCACGUGACUUUAGCGGACCAAGUUAAAUUCUGCAGUGCAAAAUACGAUGACGUGUACUUUUCAGAUUUCACGAAGUGGUACACUGACUCCGGACUUUCACCAAAGAAACACAGCAUCGACGGAAAAUGAUCCCUGGCUAUCCUCAACACCCGGGUGGUGUUCCUCCUCAAAUGAUGCAACCUGUACCACAGCAGGUGCAGCAGCAACCUCCGGCAGGUCUUCCACAAGGAGCUCAAUUACAAUACCGGAAGCGACCCACCGGUGAUGGCGAUUCGCUUGCUAGACACAUCAAGAAAAAGAGACCAACCGAACGAAAUAUGCCAGCAAAGAUCGACACUUUCGUUCCAGAAUCCAAAGUGUACACUGAAUUGUGCGAGUUUGAGAAGAAGAUUGAUUCGAUUAUUAUGCGCAAACGAUUGGAUAUUCAAGAGGCAGUGGGCAAACCAGCAAAGACUAUGCGAACGCUGCGAAUCUUCGUGUCGAACACAGCCUCCGAUCAACCUAUGCAGCAGCAACAAAAUGAUAUGGAUGAUGAUGGCAUUGAUCUAAGCAGCGGAAGUGCACCGUCUUGGACAUUACGGAUAGAAGGCAGACUGCUUGAUCCACCAAUUCCUACCAAAAAAGCACAACCGGUGCAAAAGUUUACGUCGUUUUUCAGAUCAAUUGUGGUCAAGCUUGACCGCGAUCCUAAUAUGUAUCCUGAAGGAAACAUCAUUGAAUGGCACAAGCAGCCAGGCAAUACGGAUGAUGAUGGCGUGGAGAUAAAGCGUAAAGGCGACACAACAGUGAACGCACGCCUUUUGCUUGAGAUGGAUUAUAAUCCACCAAAGUUCAAGUUGAGCCCUGUUCUCUCAGAAAUGCUAGACAUGAAGUUGGAGACUCAGCCUCAGAUCAUGAUUGGCAUAUGGAAGUAUAUCCAGCUAAACAAAUUGCAAGGUGCAGACGAUAAGCGACUUGUGCAGUGCGAUCAGAAAUUGCAACAGCUCUUUGGCGCCUCCCAAGUCCAAUUCUCUCAUAUUCCGACUCUUAUUGAGCAACAUUUGUCACGUCCUGACCCCAUCGUAAUUGAUUAUACUAUCAGAGUUGAUCGUGAAUUCCAUCAAUCACGAAAGGCAUUCGACAUUGAUGUGGAAUUGGACAGCUUGUUGAAGCAGAAGAUGAUGACGGCUGUGGCAGGCACCAACACACAAAAGGAGAUUCUGGCACUGGAUGACAAGAUCGUUCAAUGCGUGCAAAGUAUCAACAAUUCUAAGAUUAAGCGAGACUUUUUGCUUCAGUUUGCUCAAUCACCAGUGGAAUUUAUCAACAAAUGGAUUGCAAGUCAAGCGCGAGACCUGGAGAUUAUCCUGGGUGAAAGCCAAGUCAACUUAGAGGAGAUGCGACAGAGCGAUUUCUAUAAACAAGGCUGGGUUAAGGAGGCUGUUAUGCAUUACCUUACAUCCAAAUCUCAACAACGUUUACAAGAAUUAUUGAACCAACAGCAUAGACCUCCCCAAUAGUUUUUCCAGUUGAACACAACACGUGUUUUGGCUCUUCUUACCCCUUUCAUUAUGUACAUUUCAUACUGAGAU